Messenger RNA from Oncorhynchus masou masou (cherry salmon), 1948 nucleotides. RefSeq names its product mimecan-like. Lineage: Eukaryota; Metazoa; Chordata; Actinopteri; Salmoniformes; Salmonidae. Bases 40 to 717 code for a protein of 225 amino acids. The transcript has 5 exons. The record is from RefSeq and is a predicted model, not a curated record. Gene Ontology annotation, cellular component: extracellular matrix. Gene Ontology annotation, biological process: articular cartilage development; bone development. Gene Ontology annotation, molecular function: protein binding.
GCAGCAGCGUUGUGGCUGGGAGAGGACUAUGACUCCAGAAUGGUUUUCCUGCCUGCUGAUGAACCAGACGAUGCCCCAGCCUCAGAGCUGCCCACAUGCCUGCUGUGUGUGUGUCUGACCGGCUCUGUGUACUGUGAGGAAGUUGUUCCUGAGAUGACUGCUGUGCCCACCCUGCCCAAGGAGACUGCCUACUUCUACGCCCGCUAUAACAAGAUCAACAAGAUCACCAAUAAAGACUUUGCAGAAAUCGUGACUCUGAAGAGAAUCGACCUGACGGGAAACCUGAUCUCUGAGAUCCAGGACGGAGCGUUCUCCAAGCUUACCCUAUUGGAGGAACUCAAUUUGGCUGAGAACCAUCUGGUCAAGCUGCCCAUGCUGCCUGGCAAGCUCACAACCUUCAACGCCAACCACAAUCAGCUCAAAACCAAAGGGGUCAAGGCCAACGCCUUCAAGAAACUGAGGCAGCUGGUUAACCUGUUCCUUGGAGACAAUAAGCUGGAGGCCGUGCCAGUGAUCCCUGAGAGCGUCCGCAUUAUUCACCUACAGAACAACAACAUCACUGAUGUCACCUCCGAGACGUUCUGUAAUGGCAACAACACGUACUACGUCAGACCCAACCUGAUAGAGGUGAGGUUGGAUGGGAACCCAGUGCUGCUGUCCAAGUCCCCCGACAGCUUCACCUGCCUCAAGUCUCUCCCCGUCGGACAGUACCGCUAAACAGAAGACUCCCUGGGGAAAGGUUAUUUCGCUAACUUUUCCAAAAUUCCCAGGUUUUCCAGAAAUCCUAGAAUGAGUAGGGAAUAAACAGGGAAUCCAGAAUACUACAAACAGGAUUUCUGUAUAACUAGGGGAUUUAGGAAACGUUUUCCAACGUUAAUGGACUUCCUGGUUAUUAAAUAACAUUACAGUAGUAAAACAGACAGCUUCUACAGGGCUUUCAGCCAGACAGACACAUACUGAAUAGAUUCAACGCAAUUCCCUAUUCUACUUGACGAAGACAAGACCAUCUGAUAUGACCGGUCGUCUACACAAUACAUUCCAUUUCUGUCUGAACGUUUCUUCUGUAAAACAUUGUGCCCACGUCUUUCAGAAGGUGGAUUGGGACUGAAACGUUAGCGUGUCACGUUAGCAAGCUUCCUCUCUGUGUUGUUUCUGAUUUAAUUUCCUUUACAUUUAGACUGGUCUUGAACAUACACUUGAACACAUGAGCUACAUGGUCUGAAGCCUUUGUAAAUGCACCUUUUAUUCAAUGCUUCUGCAUAAUGUAUGAAUUAUGACUUCUUCAAAAUGUUGAGUCAAGCUUUUGGCUUUCUGAAUUCUGUGAAUUACCUUCAUGUAAACUGGUUCUUAAGUAGAAGUUGACAAUAAAUGUAUCUUUGAAAUACGUAGCCUAUAGUAAUGUGAACCUAACGUGUCUCAAAAUUGUAAGCUUUGAUAUUGAAAUGGUGGAAUCAGAGAUGGUAUGAUCCUUUUCUAAAGUCCUUUUAGAAAGGGAUCAUUAGGGAUUAUUACCUGUGGUUACUACCUGUGGUUAUUACCUGUGGUUAUUACCUGUGGUUAUUACCUGUGGUUACUACCUGUGGUUAUUACCUGUGGUUACUACCUGUGGUUAUUACCUGUGGUUACUACCUGUGGUUAUUACCUGUGGUUACUACCUGUGGUUAUUACCUGUGGUUACUACCUGUGGUUACUACCUGUGGUUAUUACCUGUGGUUACUACCUGUGGUUACUACCUGUGGUUACUACCUGUGGUUACUACCUGUGGUUACUACCUGUGGUUAUUACCUGUGGUUACUACCUGUGGUUGCUACCUGUGGUUACUACCUGUGGUUAUUACCUGUGGUUAUUACCUGUGGUUACUACCUGUGGUUACUACCUGUGGUUAUUACCUGUGGUUACUACCUGUGGUUACUACCUGUGGUUACUACCUGUGGUUACUACCUGUGGU